This is a messenger RNA of Nerophis ophidion (straightnose pipefish), 8197 nucleotides long. RefSeq names its product homeobox protein Hox-A2a-like. NCBI's taxonomy places the organism in Eukaryota, Metazoa, Chordata, Actinopteri, Syngnathiformes, Syngnathidae. Gene Ontology annotation, molecular function: DNA-binding transcription factor activity, RNA polymerase II-specific; DNA binding. The transcript is spliced from 2 exons. The coding region runs from base 6857 to 7951 and encodes 364 amino acids. Gene Ontology annotation, biological process: regulation of DNA-templated transcription. The record is from RefSeq and is a predicted model, not a curated record.
AAAAAUUCGUUCAAAAUAAGGGUGCAUUUUAUUACAAAAAAUAUGUUGAAACAUAUAUUUAAAAAAAUGGCAGAAUGAACUAGAAAACAUUUUACAUUUAUGUAUUCAUUUUCAUCCUCAUCACUAAAACGGCCGAGCCAAAUGCAUCAUUUCUGUCCUUUCUGCUGCCGACGAGACGUGAAGAAAACUCUCGGGUGGCCCUCCUCCUCCUCCUCCUCCUCCUCUCCGGCACGGUCACAUCCAUAACCAUAAAAACGUCAGCUUUCUGGAGCUUCUGCAAGCACAGACAACAAUCUAAAUGAGCGCUCGUUUUCAGGGAGCAAUUUCCAGAAAGGAUGCUGCUGCUGCUGCUGCUGCUGCAGAUUCACAAGCAAAAAAACAUAUUUAUUUAGCAAAAUUAGACAAUUAAAUACAAGCGGCGGGAUUUAAUUAAAAAAUAUUUGUUAAUGCGCAUAUGCUGCACAGCUGCUGUGCGUUUUUUUUUUUUUUUUUUUAUUGUACAAAAAAUGACUAUGAUUGAUUUAAGAGGGCAUUCCGGCCUGCAUGACAUAUGGUUAGCAGGGAAUAAUUAAAGCAAGCAUGUCGUGUCAAACCUCCACACUACAUCAUAACAUUUAAUAUUUUACCCCCAACAAUACCUUCUUUUUUUUUUCUUUUUUUUUCUUGUGUUUUUGCUCCACGGGAAAGCGCCUUUAAACCUGCCUGCUGUAAUGUGUGUAGGCGGACUAAGAAAAAAAAAACCUUUCCACCCACUCCUCGCACACAAAGCUUGCAAACGUUGAGAAAAAAGGCACCAUUUAUUACUUUACUGCGAACAAAUCCAAGCAAAUAAGCUACAAAAAAUGUCGUUUUGAGCCCAUAAAUGGAAAAAAAGCCAGGUGGAGCGAAGGUACUCACCCUUGUUGCGUUCAAUGCCUCCCCGUGCAAGGAGAUCUCGCCUUGUUCGAUCGCUAUUUAUCUCUGCAAAGAUCCCUCCAGCGACAACCGGGAGAAGUAUGUGGGAGCGGGGAUGAAGCCCGUCUGAGUGGCCAGUGUUUCUCGCCCGCUUCCUGGCCGCAUUUGAUCCGGGGGAGAGUUAGAAGCCUUAAAUGUGUUGUGAGGGCACCGAGCUGUCAGACCUUUUGGCGAGUAAGAUUGAUCGCGCCCAGGCUUCCAGCACUCUUUGUUUGGUAUAUAAGCAACAAACUGAGAGAGACCCACACCACCUUUUCCUCUCUCUUAGACGCCACUAAAAGUCCUAUUUGGACUUUUCGUUCAAUGGCAAUGUUGUGCGAGGGUUUACUGACAAAUGUGGCGUUUUUUUUGGGUGGAGGAAAAAAAAAAUCACAGCAGGAGCAGCACGAUUUACACAGCCAAGGACUGUUUUAUGUGAUGUUUAUUACCACCAUGACGGUAAUUACUCAGCUCCAAUUGAUACACUGGGACCACUGUGCAUGUAAACGUUCAUAAAGUUGUACUUACAAAACGUUAACACGGUAGCAUAGGGACAAGCGGUAUAAAAUCGGAUGGAUGGAUAUUUUCAUGUGUUUUGCAGCAACAAGCUUUAAAGUUUGUGUUGUUGCCAUUAGGGCCGCAACAUUAAUCGGUUAAAAAAGAAAUAUCGAUAUAUAGUUGCUAAGAUGAAUCGCUGCAAAAAAAAAAAAAAAUUGGGAACUUUGAAUGGGAUACGAUUAUAUAUUUGUUAUGAAAAAAAAAAUGCAAACAGAAAAAAAAAAAUCGACAUUUAUUUCAACAAUUUCGACUAACACGCAUCAAAGCUGCGAUAUGUGUUUUAUUAAUAUGAUUUUUUUUUAUGUACACAUGUUAAAAGUGGUUUUAAUGUCAUUAAUAUGCAUUUGUUAGACAAAAAGAAGGCUGAUUAUGACAGGCAGACAAAAGAAGUUCAACUAUUUUGACAAAAACGCGCAGUGAGGCGACCAAGCCUGUUUUAUCUGACAAACUCAUCGCUAGAUUAAGAUAGUUUUUUAAUGUACACAUGUUAAAAGUUAAUUUAAUGUCAAUAAUUUGCAUUUGUUAGACAAAAAGAGGGCAGAUUGUGACAGGCAGACAAAAAAAAAAAAGACGAAAACACGCACAGAGGCUACAAAGCAUGUUUUUUUCCCCCCGAUUACUUGAUUAAUUAAAAUGACUCAUUCAUAGAUUAAAUAGGAAAUAGUUUGUUGGGGUAUUUUUUAUUUUAAUGCACACAUGUUAAACGUGUGCAUACACAUUCAUUAGAAGCACACACUGAAGUGUUUUCUCCGAUUAAUCGAAUAAACUCAUCAGGUAUAGUUUUAUUUAUGUUUUUUAUCUGUUUAUCAAUGCACACAUGUUAAAAGUGUGUAUAUGCAUUUAUUGGAAGAAAAAAUAUUGUCAAUUGUGACAAGCAGAAUUUUUUUUGUGGUUAUUUCAACAUAUUUUCCUUGUGAAGUGUCGUAUCACAUUUCUCGAUUAUUUGAACAAAGUCGUCGAUAGAUGAAGUUUUAUAUCGUUUCUGAUUACUUGAUUAAUCAAAAUCACUCACCCAUUGAUUAAAUAGGAAAUAGGGGUUUUCUGUAUUUUUAUUUAAUGCACACAUGUUAAAAGUGUCCAUGUGCAUUUAUUAGAAACACACUUGGAGGCUAUGAUGCGUUUUAUCCGAUUAAUCGAAUAAACUCAUCCAUAGACUAUAGUUUUAUUUACGUUUUUUAUCUCUUUAUCAAUUCACACAUGUUAAAAGUGUGUGUAUCCAUUUUUUAGAAACACACAUUAAGGCUAUUAAGUGUUUUAUCCGAUUAAUCGAAUAGACUCAUCCAUUGACUAUGUCGGGUGUAGUUUUAACGUGUGCAUUAAUAAAGAGGUGAAAAACAUAAUUAAAGUGUGCAUAUGCAUUUAUUGGAUGAAAAAAUAUUAUAAAUUAUGACAAGCAGACAUUUUUUUUGGUUUAUUCCAAGUUAUUUUCUCUAUAAGUGUCAUAUCACAUUUCUCGAUUAAUCGAACAAAGUCGUAUAUAGUUUCUGAUUAUUUGAUUAAUCAAAAUGACUCAUCCAUAAAUAGGUUUUUUUUGUAUUUUGUUUUUAAUGCACACAGGUUAAUAGUGUGCAUACGCACUUAUUAGACACACGCAUUGAGGCUAUGAAGUGUUUUAUCCGAUUAAUCGAAUAAACUUAUCCAUAGAGUAUGUCAGGUAUUGUUUUAUUUAGGUUUUUAUCUCUUUAUUAAUGCACACAUGUUAAAAGUGUUCAUAUGCAUUUUUUAAAAACACGCUUUGAGUGUAUGAAGUGUUUUAUCCGAUUAAUCGAAUAAACUCAUCCAUAGACAAUGUCAGUAUAGUUUUAUCUAUGUUUUUAUCUCUUUAUCAAUGCAAAUGUUAAAAGUGCGCAUAUGUAUCUUUUGGAAGAAAAAAUAUUGUAAAUUAUGACGAGCAGCCUUCUUUGUUGUUGUUUAUUUUAAGUUAUUUUCCCUAUGAAGUGUCGUAUUACAUUUUUCGAUUAAUCGAACAACGUUGUCGAUGGAUAAAGUCGUAUGUAGUUUGCGCACAGCAGAUCUAUUGUUUUUUGUUUACUUUUUAUGAUCACAUGUUAAAAAUGUGCACAUACAUUUAUGGGAAGGACAAAGAAUGCAAUUAUGACAAGCAGAAAAAAAAGUUGUUUAUUUCAACUUAUUUUUCCUAAAACACGCAUUGAGGCCAUGACGUGUUUUUUUCCCGAUUAUUCGAUUCAUCGAAAUGACUUAUCCAUGGAUUAAAUAGGAUAUAAGUGUUUUAUUAUUACUUUUUUUUAUCGCAUACACGUUAAAAGUGUGCUUAUGCAUUCAUAGGAAGAAAAAAGAAUGCAAAUUUUGAAAUGCGGAAAAAAAGUUGUUUAUUUCAAUGUAUUUUUCGUAAGACACAUUAAGGCUGUGAAGUGCUUCAUGUGAUUAACUGAUUAGUCGAACAAACAGAUUUUUUAAAAUUGCAUUUAUGUUUUCAUCAAUCUACACAUGUUAAAAGUCUGCAUGUGCGUUUGUUAGAAGGGGAAAAAAAGCUAAUUAUAACAGGGAAUCACGUUUUGUUAAAGUUAUUUUCCCGAUGACGUGUUUAGUCGGGUUUCCCGAUUAAUCGAACAAAGUUGCCGGUUGAUCAAGUUAUCUAAUGUUUCCGCCCAGCAAAUAUUUAUUUUUUUGUUUAUUUUUCAAUGAGUGCACACGUUAAACGUCUGCAUAUGCUUUUUUUUUUGAAGAAAAACAAAGAAUGCUAAUGUGACAAGCAGGUUUUAAGUUAUUUUCCCCAAAACACGGAUUGAGGCUAUUCGGGAAUUCCCGAUUAAUCGGACAAAAUCGCGGGUUGAUUAAGUUGUACGUGUUUUGUUUUUUGUUUAUUUUUUUAAUGAAUGCACACAUGUUAAAAGUCUGCAUAUGUAUUUGUUAGGAGAAAAAAAGAAUGGUAAUUAUGACAAGCAGGGAAAAAUGUUUUAAGUUAAUUUCCCUUUGACGUGUUUAGUCGGGUUUCCCGAUUAAUCGAACAAAGUCGUCGGUUGAUCAAGUUGUCACAUGUUUCCGCACAGCAGAUAUUUUGUUGUUGUUUAUUUUUUAAUGAAUGCACUCAUGUUAAAUAUGCAUUUGUUAUAAGAAAAACAAAGAAUGCUAAUUAUGACAAGCAGGGAAAAAUAUUUGAAGUUAUUUCCCCUAAAACAGAAGUGAGGCUUUUUGGGAAUUCUCGAUUAAUUGGACAAAGUCGCGGGUUGAUUAAGUUGUACGUGUUUUUUUUUUUGUUUAUUGUUUUUAUGAAUGCACACAUGUUAAAAGUCUGCAUAUGCAUUCGUUAGAAGAAAAAGAAGAAUGCAAAUUAUAAGGGGAAAAAUGUUUUAAGUCAUUUUCCCUAAAACACGAAUUGAGGCUAUGACCUGUUCAUUCGGGAAUUCCCGAUUAAUCGAACAAAGUCGCGGGUUGAUUAAGUUGUACAUGUUUUUUUUGGUGUUGUUUUUUUUUAAAUGAACGCACACACAUUAAAAGUGCAUGUGUUUUUACCCGAUUACUCGAUUCAUGAGUACAUUAAUCCAAAAUAAUUCACCAUAAUAACCCUAAAAUGUGCUUUUUAAGGGAGUGAAGACAGCACAUGUUAAAAAUCUGCAUAUACUUAUUUUUUUUAGAAGAAAAACAAAGAAUGCUAAUUGUGACAAGCAGGGAAAAAUGUUUUAAGUUAUUUUCCCUAAAACAGAAGUGAGGCUUUUCGGGAAUUCCCGAUUAAUCGGACAAAGUCGCGGGUUGAUGAAGUUGUACGUGUUUUGUUUUUUGUUUAUUUUUUUUUAAUGAAUGCACACAUGUUAAAAGUCUGUAUAUGCAUUUGUUAGACGAAAAAGAAGAAUGCAAAUUAUAAGGGGAAAAAUGUUUUAAGUAAUUUUCCCUAAAACACAAAUUGAGGCUAUGACCUGUUUAUUCGGGAAUUCCCGAUUAAUCGAACAAAGUCGCGGGUUGAUUAAGUUGUAAAUGUUUUUUUUUUUAAAUGAACGCACACAUGUUAGAAGUGCACAUGUUUUUACCCGAUUACUCGAUUCAUGAGUACAUUAAUCCAAAAUAAUCCACCAUAAUAACCAUAAAAUGUGCUUUUUUAAGGGAGUGAAGACAGCACACGCUAAAAGUCUGCAUAUACUUUUUUUCCCCCCCGAUUAAUCGAACAAAGUCGCAGGUUGAUUAAGUUGUACGUAUUUUUUUUGUUGUUGUUUUUUUUUAAUGAACGCACACACGUUAAAAGUUUUUACCCGAUUACUCGAUUCAUGAGCAUAUAAAUCCAAAAUAAUCCACCAUAAUAACCAUAAAAUGUGCUUAUUUAAGGGAGUGAAGACAGCACACGUUAAAAAUCUGCAUAUGCUUAUUUUUUUUUUGAAGAAAAACAAAGAAUGUUAAUUGUGACAAACAGAAAAAAAUGUUUUAAGUUAUUUUCCCUAAAACACGAAUUGAGGCUAUUCGGGAAUUACCGAUUAAUCGGACAAAGUUGAUUAAGUUGUACGUGUUUUGUUUGUUUAUUAUUUUAAUGAAUGGACAUGUUACAUGUCUGCAUAUGCAUUUGUUAGAAGAAAAAGAAGAAUGCAAAUUAUAAGGGGAAACAUAUUUUAAGUUAUUUUCCCUAAAACCCGGAUUGAGGCUAUGACCUGUUUAUUCGGGAAUUCCCGAUUAAUCGAACAAAGUUGCGGGUUGAUUAAGUUGUACAUGUUUUUUUGUUGUUGUUGUUGUUUUUUUAAAUGAAUGCACACACGUUAAAAGUGCACGUUUUUAUUCGAUUCAUGAGUACAUUAAUCCACCAUAAUAACCAUAAAAUGUGCUUUUUUAAGGGAGUGAAGACAAUCACUUUGGGGUAUGUUUUCUUCUUCUUCUUUUUUUUUUUUUUUUAAUAAGUGUGUGUGUGCGUGCACGUAGGUGCGUGUGUGUGUGUGUGUGUGUGUGUGUGGUGGGGGGCGUUCUCGCCUGACAUCCUCAAACAAUACGAGAAAGAGGAGUGCACGAAUCCGCGCGCCCCCAGCUUUAGGGGUCCUUUUGCACGAGCGAGAGCGUCCGCCAUUCCUAAAAAAAGACCCUAUUUUUAAGAGUCGGGGGGUCCCGAGGAGGACGAGGAUGUGAGGGAAAGUCCCCCGAGCUGCAGCCGCAGACUUUUUCGGGAUCCAUCGGCGGGGGGUGGGGGGGUGCAAGCUCAGUGGCGCGUUUUGAUGAAAGCCCAAGUUGUCAUUGGACAGAAGUCAUCAUGUGACAGGGCCGUCGGUGCAAUUCCGAGCUGGCGUGCAUGAAUCCACUCCUUCCACGCUGCUCGGCCACAAUCGGGGGGGAAAGCCCAUCACGGGAGCCUUUUUUUCCGGGGAUGAUUUGUCCUCCCGGCCGCUGAGCUCGCUGGACUAGUAACGCGCGCAAGACGUUCCUGGGGCUGGAGAUGAAUUACGAAUUCGAGCGAGAGAGCGGAUUUAUCAAUAGUCAGCCUUCGCUCGCUGAGUGCCUGACAUCUUUCCCCCCUGUCGCGGAUUCCUUUCAAAGUUCAUCAAUCAAGAGCUCGACACUGAUUCCCCCUCCCUUCGAGCAGACCAUCCCCAGCCUCAACCCGGGCAGCCACCCGCGUCACGGCCGGCCGAGGCACAGCCCGGACGGAUGCAGCCCGCUGCCCACCGCCUCGCUGCCCCCGGAGUACCCGUGGAUGCGGGAGAAGAAAGCCUCCAAGAGGAGCCACCUGCAGCCCACGACCACCGCCACCGCCUUGUCCAAUGGACCCGUGUGCUUCUCCCCUAAAGGCUCGCCGGAGGUCGUGGACGUGGCUCCAGGGGGCUCCCGGCGCCUCAGGACCGCGUACACCAACACGCAGCUGCUGGAGCUGGAGAAGGAAUUCCACUUCAACAAGUAUCUGUGCCGACCCCGCCGGGUGGAGAUAGCGGCCCUGCUGGACCUGACCGAGCGCCAGGUCAAAGUCUGGUUCCAGAACCGGCGCAUGAAGCACAAGCGCCAGACCCAGACUAAGGAGAACCACAACGGGGGCCGCGGCGGCCGGGCUGAGGAGGAGGAGGCGGAGGAGGAGGAGGAGGAGGACGCCAUGCACUGCAGCGACGAGGACGACGAGGGCCCCCAGUUGUACGAGCAAAGCGGGGCCCUGCUGGAGAGAGACACCUUCUCCUUUCACAACAACAAUCCGGCUCCCACGCAGCUGCACGUCCACAAUAGCGGUUACGCCCCGACCCCGCUCCACAGCAAUGAGAAAAAUCUCAAACAUUUCCCCAACGCGGCUGCGGGCUGCGCGGCAACAAUGGGCCCCGGCUCGGCGGCAUCUGGGCCGGACAAUGGCGACUGCAGUCCCCCGGCCCUGGACGUUUCUAUACACGACUUCCAGGCCUUCUCGGCGGAUUCCUGCCUGCAGCUCUCCGACGCCGCCUCGCCGAGCUUGUCGGAGUCCCUGGACAGUCCCGUGGACAUUUCCGCGGACACUUUCUACUUUUUCGCCGAGUCCCUGACGACGAUCGACCUGCAGAAUCUCAACUAUUAGCCGCGUUUGAUUUCUUGGUUGCAAACCUUUUUUUUUUUUCUUUUUUUUUGUGGACGGCGAGGCCGGCGGUAAAUCGAUUGUAAUUCCCUUCCCAAAAAACAAAAAAAAAAAAAAAGAAAGAAAAAAAAAAAGUUUUUGUGUGUGUGAGGGAGGGAAAAUUCAUGACGUGUGUGUGACAAAUUCUACAAGUUUUAUUUUUGUAUAGCUCCUUGGAUAUUUUUGUUAGAAUACAAGAACUUGCUACAA